Molecule: messenger RNA, 864 nt
Organism: Brassica napus (rape)
Lineage: Eukaryota; Viridiplantae; Streptophyta; Magnoliopsida; Brassicales; Brassicaceae
Exons: 1
Coding region: 219-767 (182 amino acids)
Source: RefSeq, a predicted model, not a curated record
GUAGACAGAGUUUAUGAUAUGCUUGUGAAGAAGGGGAUUGCUCAGCUUUAAGGCUUGUCUUGUAUAAUGUAUGUGUGAGCUCUAUUGAUUUAUGUGUAAUAAUAUGUAGUUUAUAAUAAAAUAAAAAAAUGAUUUAUCCGCAAAGAUAAGGUACAGGAGAGCCACACAGUCUUAAGUAUAUAAAGAUAGAAUCAGACUAACUACAAGGAAGAAGUGAGAUGACUAUGAUGAUGAUGAUGUCUCUCCCCAAAAUGAAAGUAUCUUCUCUGCAACCUCAUCUCCAUCUGAGCAGUAGCAGAUUAUUACCAGCAGCUAAGGUGUCUCCGAGCUCAAGCAUAAGCACCAGGCCAUCAUGCCGCGUUCAGUGCAGAAGAUUAACGGUGGAAAGUAACAGAACCAAGCUUGAAAAGACACAAACUUUGGGUUUGGAGAAGAAGCAACUGAGACAAGCUUUGGUGACUGGUGUCUCGGUAGGGUUGAUGGUGGCUUUGGUGAUGGGAAUGGACGGAGAAAAGGCGUUGGCUUUGGGACCAGAAGGUCCUUUGAUGGAAGAGUUUUGGGACAACGUGAGAAGGUACGGUCUUUACGCUCUCACCGUCAGCACAGGAGCUCUCUCUGCUGUCUUUGAGCCCAUUUUCGAACUCCUCAAGAACCCAAUCUCCGCCGUUCUCAUUGUGAUCAUCUUAGGUGGAAGCUUCUAUAUCGUCUCGCAAGUGGUCUCGGCUAUGGUUGGUGUCAACGAGUUCGCUUAUGAUUAUGGAUACUAGAGAGUUUGUUCUGUUUCAUUAGUAAUACUCUGUUAUGGUCAUUGAUACUCUGUUUCUGCAUAGUCUUAUAAUCUAUUUGAUUUUGUUACACAAUCAA